Messenger RNA from Lycium barbarum (goji berry), 2441 nucleotides. Its product is annotated as zinc finger BED domain-containing protein RICESLEEPER 3-like. Gene Ontology annotation, molecular function: protein dimerization activity; DNA binding. The transcript is spliced from 2 exons. NCBI's taxonomy places the organism in Eukaryota, Viridiplantae, Streptophyta, Magnoliopsida, Solanales, Solanaceae. The record is from RefSeq and is a predicted model, not a curated record. Bases 1345 to 1938 code for a protein of 197 amino acids.
UUUUUUUUUUUAUUUUUUUUUUAGAGAAACAAAGAAAUGUCAGCAUACAUAUGUUUGCAUAUUUAUAUGAUAAAUUAUGACUGUAUUUGAGACAUAAAGAUGACAAAAGGCAUAUGAUUUUCUCUUGGGUUCUAUUUUUCUUUUUCUUUUUUCCAGUGUUAUUUUUGUUCUUUUUUUUUUUGGCAUCAUUUGUGGGUUGCUGCUAUUUUUUUGUGGGUGCUGGAAAAUCAUUGUCAAAGUUGGUUCUUAGGGAAUUGAAUUAGUUCUUGAUUUAUGUAUCUCUGGAAUAUGUUAUUAUAGCAGUAUACUUGGAAUAUAUGCUAAGAGUUUCUUUCUUUUUUUGUAGAUAGUCUUAUGGAUCAUACUGAAGCGUGUAAUAAAGUGACUCAAGAGAGCUUUUCAAGUUCAUCAAAACGACGAAAAAACAAAUCUGCACCGUGGGAGGGUUAUGAGAAGUUGCCAAAGGAUAGUAAUACAGAUAAUAGAUUAAGGGCAAAAUGUAAAACUUGUGGAGAUGUUUUUAUGGCUGACUCAACUUCGGGAACUACAAAUUUAAAUCGCCAUCGAGCUAAACACCUAAAAGAAGCAGCCUCUCAAGUUGUGCCAAUAAAUCACGAACAAUAUCGUGAUAAGGUAAGAAAGGCUAUAGUUAGACACAACUACCCGUUUUGUUUUGUGGAGCAGGAAGGGAUUAGGGAGUUGCACGAAUUUUUGAAUCCUACUGUUAAGACCUUUUCAAGAAAUACUGCAAGAGCCGACGUUAGUAAGUUGUAUCAAAAUCAAAAAGAAAUACUCAAGAAUAAACUUGCACUUAUUCCAAUUAGGAUAUGCUUGACAACUGAUUUAUGGUGUUCACUCAUCCAAAAUGGUUAUAUGUGUGUUACUGCUCAUUAUAUUGAUAUAGAUUAGGUUUUGCAAAAGAAAGUUUUGAUAUUUCGUCAUGUUCCUCCUCCCCAUAUUGGUGCCGUUAUAGGUCCAAAAUUGAUCAAUAUGCUUAAAGAAUGGGGAAUUGAGAAGAAGAUGUUUUCUAUAACGUUAGAUAAUGCGCGAUAUAAUUAAGGUGUUGUAGAUAGAUUGAUUGAAUAUCUUAAGUUGCUGGAUUCUUUACUUAGCAAUGGAAAAUUUGUGCAUAUUCGAUGUGCAAACCACAUUUUAAAUUUGGUAGGCAACACAGGUUUGAAAACAAUUGAGCUCGCCAUAUUUAACGUUAGAGAAAGUGUAAAGUAUGUUAAAGGUUCCGAGUCAAGAAUUAUAAAGUUUGUAGAGUGUAUCAAGAACCUUGGCAUAAAGUUGAAAGGGAAAUUGCGUCAAGAUGUACCGACUAGGUGGAAUUCUACAUAUUUGAUGCUUGAUAGUGCUAUACCUUACUGUCGAGCAUUUUCUGAUUUUAAGGUACUUGAUAGUCAGUUUAAAUGUUGUCCUUCUAAAGAGGAUUGGGUUAAUGUUGAAAGGAUUGCUAAGUUUUUGAGGACUUUCUAUGAAGUUACUACUUUGUUUUCAGGGAGUCAAUAUCCUACUGCCAAUGUGUAUUUUCAUAAAGUUUGGAAAAUUCAUACGAUGAUAAGAGAAGCGAUAGAUAGUGAGGAUCUUAAUAUCAAGGAAAUGGCACAACUAAGUUUGUACUUGGAAGAGCCUGUGUUGGUUCGCAAAGGAAAUGAAAAUUUAGAUGUGCUUAAAUUUUGGAAAGAUAAUAGGAUUAAAUAUCCGGAACUCUCAUUGAUGGCACGUGAUUUGUUAAGUAUUCCUAUCACCAGUGUUUCAUCCGAGUCCGCUUUUAGUGUUGGAGGUCGUGUUAUUGGAAAAUUUCAAACCUUUAUUUUACCCAAGAAUGCAGAAGCUAAGUUGUGUUCGCGAGAUUGGCUUUAUGGUCAUCAAGCUUCUGAUGACUCUGAAGAGGAAGAUGACAUUGCAAUAGACAUGGGGAAAUUUGCUGCUUAACUUCCAGCUAGCUGAUGUUUUUCUCAGUUUUCUUGACAGUGGAAGAAGAAUGAUGCUUAGAGGAUGAUGAGUAGUAGAGAAAUGACCAGAACCUUUUCUCACAGUGAUUAUUAUAGUUUUUAUUACAAACAUUGGUUUGGAUGUUGUUGUUUGGUUGAUUCUGAAGGAUCUGAAAACAUAGGGUUCUGUUGAAGUAACUAAUGUUGCUUGGGAGAAAUUGAAGAAACCAGCAAAUAAGAGCACAAGGAGCAUAGAGUUUCUUCCACCCAUUUUCAUCACCAUAUACUUUUCAUCAUUGUUUUGUUGACUUUUAAUAGCCUCAUCUCUUUUUCUUUUUUACCUGGUUCUUGUUCACUAACAAAUUUGUAAGUCGUCUUACUCAUGUUUACUGCAAAACCUUAAUAAACUUAUCACUGGAAGUUCUGCCUUUAUUAAGGUUUGUAUCCUUUAUGCAAAGUUCUGCAAAAUACAUAUGAUACAUGGCCUUAGUACUUUAUAUGUGA